UGGUGUGUCGUCUCUCCUGUUGGCUCUUACAAUCGAAAGCAAAAAAACCUAAGUCCCAAAUAGAGAGCAAAGAUGCAGAGAUGGUGCUCUAAGCUCCGGUCCCUCGCCGCUCUCCGUUCAACUCCAAAUGCCCAUCACUACCCUCUUACUCCUCAUCGUCUUCUCCACACUGCUACCAAUCCCAUUAUUAACAAACCCUUCACACAGUCAAUACUCUCUCCCACCUUUAAACCCCUUUGCCAUGGUGGCCCUGUUUCGUUCCCCACUCACUCGUCUCUCCUCCCUCUUUCUUUCAUGCAAGUGCGGUACAUCACUGCAAAACAGAGGAAAAGGAAGUUGAAAAGCAGGAAGCCCAUGACUCCAAUCACAUCAAAAGUCAAGAAAAUCAAAAUGAAAUUUUAUUCGUCUUACAAGGACAGAUUUCGUGUGAUGAAGGAUGGCCAGAUUAGGCGCUGGAAGGAGGGGAAGAGACAUAAUGCACAUUUAAAGUCUAAGAAAUCAAAACGUCGGCUCAGGCAACCUGCUACGGUCCCUUUGGCUUAUGCAAAAGUGAUGAAGAAGCUCAGUUUCUGUUGAAGCAUUUUUAGUUUGAUGCUCUUACUGCCACUCUCACUUGAGUGGCGUUUCUUCUGGUCUUGUUGGUUAUCCUCUCGAAUCAGUGCAGUGUAGAAGAUUUUUUUCAAGGCAAACAUAUAACAUGUUCUGUUCAGGUCUUUUGUGACAAAGCUGCUGUUAGUCUAUUUCUUUGGCAAAUGGGUAUGGAGUUUGAUAGUUCUUGUAAGAACAAAUAAAAAUACAAGAGAUGAUCUAAGGAGAAAGGUGCAAGGACAAAAAAAUUUGUAUCAGGUAUCCAAGUGAAGAAACAGUCAAGUUCUUUCUUAUGAAUUAACUUAUCUUUAUCAAGUCAUAUGAUCUUAAUUUGAACCAAUCAUUUUACUUCUUUUUAGUGAUUUGUCAGGAAAUGAGAUGAAUAAACUAGUUUGAUUAUGUGAUUUUUUUUCUUUCAUA
Messenger RNA from Solanum lycopersicum (tomato), 1008 nucleotides. RefSeq lists its product as uncharacterized. Gene Ontology annotation, biological process: translation. Lineage: Eukaryota; Viridiplantae; Streptophyta; Magnoliopsida; Solanales; Solanaceae. Gene Ontology annotation, cellular component: ribosome. The record is from RefSeq and is a predicted model, not a curated record. Gene Ontology annotation, molecular function: structural constituent of ribosome.